This is a messenger RNA of Oncorhynchus masou masou (cherry salmon), 3668 nucleotides long. Its product is annotated as FHA domain-containing protein FhaA-like. Gene Ontology annotation, biological process: protein homooligomerization. Gene Ontology annotation, cellular component: membrane. The record is from RefSeq and is a predicted model, not a curated record. The coding region runs from base 501 to 2258 and encodes 585 amino acids. The transcript is spliced from 2 exons. Lineage: Eukaryota; Metazoa; Chordata; Actinopteri; Salmoniformes; Salmonidae.
GGAGUUCAGACCCUCUGAUAAAGGCUACAUCAGUGCUUCGUGCGUAGAGUAGUUUGGAUUGCAAAACAAAGCCAUCCUUGAACUCCUUGCCUAAUUAGACGAAAGGCACAUUUCAAGCGACUUUAUGUAUGACCUGGAUAGAUGGCAGCAUUCGUGCAAAACUGAAAGCGUGAACCACUGCAUUUAAUCAUGGCAAGGAGACUGGGAAAUGGAUGUGUAGCCUACAAACAGACCAGUUGCGACCUCCAGCAAUCAAAGAGGAACAACGACAAUACAGGGACAAGGUGGAGUCGCAAUUCAACGGCUCAGAUACAAGACGUAGGCUAUGAGGCAGGGACUCCAUACGUAUUACAACGGGAAAGCCAGCGCCUCGCUCCCGAGCGAGCUAAACACCUUCUUCGCCCUCUUUGAGGAAAACAGCAUUGUGCCCCCGACGCUUGAAGUCGUCCGCAUGUUUCCCAGCCGAAACAGUUCGUAGAGUUUGUGCAUAUAUUAUAAAGAUGUUUUGGACUUCGGUGAGUUUUUUCCCGGCUGUUCGGGAACAGGAACAUUUUUCUGGAGGCAAGCGAUGUUCGAGCCGAAGUCUACGCCCCUUCGUUGGUGAUUGGGCAUUCAUCAUGGGGAAGCUAUGUGAGCUGGCCUUUGUGUCUCUGGCCCUCCUGGCUCUACUUCAUACUGACUCUACAUGGGCCAAGAGAAGUGUCAGCAGUAGCAGCAGCAAAAAGUCUUCAUCCAACAACAGGGGUUCAGAAAAAAAGCCAUCAAAAACAUCAAACACGCAGACAGGAAGCUACCCCAGACAACCACAGAGCCCCAACAGGAACCCCAACUCAUACCCAGCAGGAGGUAGUUAUCCAGGGAGAGGUACAAGUCAGAACCAGAACCCAGCCGGUGGAUACCCUGCUGCAGGUGGAUACCCUGCUGCAGGUGGCUAUCCUGCUGCAGGUGGCUAUCCUGCUGCAGGUGGCUAUCCCAAACAGCAGUAUCCAGUCAGAGCCAAUCCUGGGGGAAAUCCAAACCAGAACCCUGCAGCUGGAGGUUACCCAGCCGCUGGUGGCUAUCCUGCAGCAGGUGGCUAUCCCAAACAGCAGUAUCCAGGCAGAGCCAAUCCUGGGGGAAAUCCAAACCAGAACCCUGUAGCUGGAGGUUACCCAGCCGCUGUUGGCUAUCCCAACCAGCAGUAUCCAGGCCGGGCAAAUCCUGGGGGUUAUCCAAACCAGAAUCCAGCAGCGGGUGGUUACCCUGCAGCAGGAGGCUACCCCAACCAGAACCCAGAGAGAGGAGGAGUCAAUCCGGGAUACCCAGCUGGAGGUUACCCAGUAAGAGGGGGAAAUACUGGCUGGGGGCAGGCAGGGGGCUUCCCUGGUAGAGGGAUGGGAGGAGGUUACCAACCCAACUGGAACCCAAACAAUAAGAUCCUCAGUCCCCGCUAUGGUUAUGGAGGUGGGCACGGGGGUAUGGGAGGUGGCUCUCCAUUCUCACGCUCAGUUCAGAAUAUGGGGCACUACCCAUCUACUCAGUCCAAGGGCUUUGCUAAGAAGGCUCUUAUGGCCGCAGGGGUUGGGGCCGUGGCAGGUAUGGCAGUAGGCUAUGGCCUUGGGCGUUUCCCCCGCCCACAUUUCAACUUCCGCAACCCUCAGGAGGAGCAGUCCUACAACAACUACAUGUACAGCAAAUACGGUGAACGCUCCACAGAUGAAAACGACUAUGGCCGGGACUAUACCUACAAAGUACCACCGCGGGCAGAGUCCUACGACAGCUUCAUGGAUACCUGCAUGAAGAGGAACGACCUUCUGCAGGAUCAGGGCAGCGACUCCCAGGCCACACCUAACAACCAGAGGAACAACCCCCAGGGAGCCAACAGCCAGAGCCUGCCCAUGACUCCUGAGGUGGGGAACAGCAGUCCAGCUAGCAACCAGGAGGGAACAGACACAGUGAAGCCCCUCACCCCAGCCCCUGUGGAGAUAGCUGGAGAGGAUACGGGUAAGGAGGAGGAUGACGGCCUCACAGUGAGCAUUGAGGAGAUUGGCUACCCUGCAUUGGUGGAGCAGCUGAAGAACCGUAAGUGUGUGGAGCUGUACAUGAACUACUCUGAGCGUUUCCUGGAGAAGCAGACAGCUGAACGUAGCAGCGACAGCAACAACAACAACAACAACAACAAGUAUGAGAACAGUCGCAGUAACCUCCUUAGCCAGGGGCUGGUACAGCUGAUAACCACCUUCCUCAUGGUCCUGAGCAGCACUCUCCUGCUGCAGUAAGACAGGAACACAUAGCCAUGUCCCAGUUGUAUGGAAUAGCUUCAUUUCUUAGUCACCCCUCCUCAAUAUGCCACUGAUUUCUUGAGAGGAUAGGUUAAUUAAACAAGGUGUAGGUGGAGAUAUAACCAGUCCUUUAACUAAUCUGUGGUCAUGAAGGAAAGGGGACAAGGAAAGGGAGCCAGUGGAAAAUAACUUCCAGUGAACUUCCAGCAAAAUGAGGACCAAUAAAAAUAUGUACUGUAGGGGGUACUCGAGGACCAGAGUUGGGAACCACUGCUGUACAUGAUUCUUCACAUGGUAUUUGUACUUUAAGUGUUCAAUAUCUCAACACUAUUUCUAAAAUAAACCGAAACCAUCUGUCCUGCUUGUCUCUUACAGCUUAGUUCAGUCUACUGCUAAAUAUGGAAUAACAGCAUUUUGUCUGUAAGUCCAAAACCAUGAGUCAGUCGUGUAGACAAAGGAGAGGUAUAAAAGCAAAAGUAGCAAGUCUCAUCAGUACACCAUAUGACUUUAAUUAAAUGCAGAUACACUAGAUAAACAAACAUUAUUACAGCACUUUUUUGCCACCAUAUUAGGUACUAUCAUCCGAUUAGGGGUUCAGUGUCUUUUUGCCAAAGUGGUUCCACAGAAAGCACAGACAAGCAUUAUGUUGACCGUUUGUCAUAUUAAAUCCAUUUUAUUCAUGCAUUUCCGUGUGCGUUAUACUGUACAUCAGUGGUUCCCAACUCCAAACCCACAACCACACACAUUUUUGUUGUAGCCCUGGAUAAACAUAACGGAUUCAACUCAUUGAGGGCCUGAUGAUUAGUUGACAAGUUGAAACAGGUGUGCUUGUCCGGGGCUACAAUAAAAACGUGUACUGUUGGGGCUAUUGGAGGACCGGAGUUUGGAACCACUGCUUUACAUAAUAGUUCACAUGAUAUUUGAAUUUGUACUCUAAAUGUUCGAUCUUAUGUGGUUUGCAGUAUUUGUUUAAUAGUUGCCUGUUUUGUAAAUACUUAUAAUAAUUAAGUAGGGAAUGGUCAGAGAUUUGUUAUUAAUCAAUCCCUAUUUCUGUUCCUAUUUUUAUUUUGUGCUCUCUUGUCCCAUCUCUCUACCUCCCCAUCUAGUCUUCCUCUCCAUGUCCUCCUGUCCCCUGGUUAUCAGAAGUGCACUUUUUUCUCUUGGCGAAUGGAUAUAAAUGACUCUUCUUUUUCCUUUUUUUUCAAGGAUGUAUUUCGUGAUUAACUCAUUUAUAUUGGUUUUAACAUAGAGAACAACAUACAUUGUUUUAAUGUGUCUUUAAAAUAACCACUUUGUCAUGCUCAAACUCAAUGGGGAAUUUUACCAUUAACUUGCUGAAAUGACUGAUGUCUUCUUCCAUUUCCCAAGUACAGAAUGACUAAAAACAAAUAAAAAAACACAAUCGCA